Messenger RNA from Castor canadensis (American beaver), 2439 nucleotides. The record is from RefSeq and is a predicted model, not a curated record. Lineage: Eukaryota; Metazoa; Chordata; Mammalia; Rodentia; Castoridae.
UUUCUGCAGCGGUGAGGGCAGGUUGGCCGGGCCUGGCGUCCGCCCUUCCGUGAGCAAAGUUCCAAUGGCUGCCUGUGCGUCCUCUCGCGGCGCGUGGGCUUCGGGGCCUCGCAGAAACCGCCCCAGAGCAAGCGAGGCCGGAUCCUCCUGCUGACCUAAAACUUUGGUCCCGAUCGCCUCCCGCGUCCGGUACCGACCUUUGUGAUACUGAGUCCCGGGCCUGGGUGCAGCGUGAAGGUCCCCGCGGGGUCUGCGGUGGGCAUGACUCCCUGAAACACUAGGACUUCACCCCUCAUCCGCACGCCUCCCCCUUCCUCUCAGAGGCAUUCUCUUUUGGUCAAUGCCAGGAUCCUUGUAAGCAUCUGUAAACUCCACGUGUGGAGACACCCAACGCUGUAGGGACACGGUUCACCUGGGACUCUCCACCCGCUGUGUGCGAAUAGGUCAGAUAGGCUCUGGGGACAAGGGAAAUGGAGGACUGUCGUGAGGAUCAGACAGAGCAGUGCUUAAAGAGGUUGCGGUGAGGAGCUUGAGAACAGCCAGAGGUGUCACCUAAACUGAGUGGGCCACAGGUGGCAGUGGGUGACAGACAGGUUCCAUAGCACUCAUGGCUCUUCUUCUCGUAGCUUCUAAGGAUCCUGCUUUUCCAAGCCCAGAAGACAGUACGUGAAGCCAGGGACAUCAGCCAUGCUGCAAACAGCUUGGCCCCAGGAGUUGGUGUCCUUUGAGGAUGUGGCUGUGUACUUCACCCAGAGUCAGUGGGCCAGCCUGGAGCCUGAGCAGAGAGCCCUGUACAAAGACGUGAUGCUGGAGAAUUAUGCAAAUGUGGCUUCCCUGGCAGGUCCUUUCCACACACCUGUUCUUAUCUCCCUGCUGGAGAGAGGGGAAGCACCAUGGGGCACAGAUCCCUGGGCCCCAGAGGAUCUGAAAGGCGUCAGUCUUGGUGAUGAAGCCUGGAUCAAGAAUGAAGAGACCCUUAUAAAGCAGGAAGCCUCUGAAGAGAUGGGGUUGCACAGAACAUCAGGGGAAAGACUCCCCAGAAACCUUUCUCAGCAUUUUGAUGCUAAAAGUAAGACAGUAAGGCCUACUUUCAGUCUAAAUCCAAAUCUGAUACUUCGUGGUGGCAUGAAGUUCUAUGAAUGUAAAGAAUGUGGGAAAAUCUUCCGAUAUAACUCAAAACUUCUUCGACAUCUGAUGAGUCACACAGGGGAGAAGCCCUUCAAAUGUAAGCAGUGUGGCAAGGCUUUCAAAUCUAGCUAUGACUGUAUUGUCCAUGAGAAAAACCACUUUGGGGAGGGGCCCUAUGAAUGUAAGGAGUGUGGAAAAGGGUUGAGUUCCAACACAGCCUUAACUCAGCACCAGAUGAUCCACACUGGAGAGAAGCCCUAUGCAUGCAAGGAGUGUGGCAAGGCCUUCCGCAGGAGUGCAACCUUUCUGCAGCACCAGAGGUUACACACGGGGGAAAAACUCUAUCAGUGCAAGGAGUGCUGGAAAGCUUUUGGUUGUAGGUCACUUUUUAUUGUCCAUCAGAGAAUUCAUACUGGGGAAAAACCCUACCAAUGUAAGGAGUGUGGCAAAGCAUUCACUCAGAAAAUAGCAUCUGUUCAGCACCAGAGAGUUCACACUGGGGAGAAGCCUUAUGACUGUAAGGUGUGUGGGAAAGCUUUCAAAUGGUAUGGAAGUUUUGUUCAGCAUCAGAAAUUGCACCCCGUGGAGAAGAAGCCCCUGAAGGCUCUUCGGCCAAGCCUGGACAGUCCCCAGUGCCUGUCUCCAACCUUAGCUCUGGUGCCUCUCCAGGGGAUGGGCUCUGCUCCAGCAGUAGCUGUGCCUCCCCUGACCAUUCCACAUGCAAUACUCAUUCCUACCUCUGGGCCUUUCUUCAUGCUGCUGCCCACAUCUGGAAUGCCUUCACCUCCCCAGAUAGUGCGUGUCUUCCAAAGCCCUGCUCCCACUGUGAAGCCUUCCCCUAUUAUUCUGAUCCCUUCUUCUCAGCCCUCUCGAGCUUUGUCAUAGCCCCCCCUCCCUUCCUGGCUCUUAGGAUGAGCAAAUCUCUAACCCAAAUUUUUAUUUUUAUUUUUUAAUUCAUGUUAUAUGUUAAAGCUAUUUCACCAGAAGCUCCAUUGUAAUCUGUAUACAUUGAAAGACUAUGUUUAUAUAUCGUUUUUUGUCUGGGUAGAAAGAGGAAAUACUGGACUUUUGCACUGGUCCCUUUCAACUUGCGCAAUUGUGGCUGUGCGCACAACUGUGGCAUAGAUUGGUGGUGGUAGCAGAAUUGAUAGGUCACUUAGGUGUGUGAGGAGCGGAUUAAAGCCUAUGAGAACUAGACACAAGUAAGGCAAGAUGCAGUUAAUUUCUUUUACCUGUAGGCCGAGAUAGGCACAUUUCCUCAGCCACGAAACAGGGAAAGGCAGAACAGCUGGGUCUUCUAAGCUGUGUUCA